GCGCGUGCCUGUCACACCCCAUGACGACGGCCAGCGCGUGACCAUUGGUUGCUUGAUUGGACUACGAAGCUCGGCAGCGGGCGUGUAGGAAUCGACGACGACAACAUCCGCAAUCCUACCCGACCACGACGCUGAGAUCUGAAGUGGCUGCAGAAUCGCUACCCGUGCUUGACUCCAAUAUCGGCGCCACAGCUCAAGGCGAUAAGGCUGGCGAGGAGUAGUCGGACAUCACAUACACAUCCAUGCUCAGAACAGCGCGAACAAGCUGCCAUGAAUACGACACAGAACGUUGAUUCGGGACACUUGAAGGCGAAGAAGAGCGCGGGUCCUAGAUUGCCACCACAAGGCAGAUCUGCGGGGCCGGCGACCUUCUUCCUAAAGACGGAGAAAGAGCUCGAACAAGCCAGCCAGAGAGGGAGGAAGAAGUCACGCAGUGUGUCGUCUGCUGACGAGCAAGAAGAUACACCCGUGGGCAGCAUGGCGGAGAGCUCGUUUGGCGUGCAAAGCCUGGAUGAGGCCAUAAACGAGGGCAGUCUAUCCAGGACAAUCAGCAACAGCAGCACGCAAUCGUCCAACUCUCAUAGUGAAGCAUCGCCUCCUCGUGGCAAGAAACGCAAGUCAGGAAACAGAGUACAUCCCACGAUCCUUGCGACUGGGAAGCGCAUCAUAUCCGAUGGAAGCUCUGCUGUUGCUUCGCCCACAGCACUACACGAUCCCUCCAAACAUCUGCUUUUUAGAAGGCACUCUGGCACCUCCGCAAAUAUGAGCGCUCCACUGACGCCUAUUAAGCUCAGUCCGCAUCGAGCUGCAGUGUCUCCGAGCACGCCUCGAUCAGGAUCUCCGAAAUCGUUUCGAUUGAGCGACGAAGAGAUCAGUGUGGCUGACGAUACAGGCAGCCAAGCCAUCUGCUCUUCCAGUGGAGAUGAAGAGCAGAGCCAGCACGGUCAGCCAACACCACAGCUUGUCAUGCCCAGUCUAUCCAUGCCAGUUCGACGACCUUUCACCGAGCAAGGCAAACGCAUUGGAAGGGCGAAAAUUAUGGUUGUUGGUCCGAAACGUGUUGGCAAGACGAGCUUCAUCCACAGCCUGUUCAGAACCAGUGAACAUAUUGUACACAUGGAUCAGGUCCUUCCUAGCAUCCCCACCCAAUCAUCCUUCGCAACGGAAAGCUCACAUUACAUGCCUACGACCAUGUUCAAUGAAAUUGGCGCAUCGACGCGAUCAUAUCCCUCGUGGUGGAUAGACUCGGAGAGGCGCAGCAUGCUGCACCGGAGAAUAAGCAUUGGCGAAGGCGUGCUUGAGCGGAACCUGACGUUCAUUGACACACCGGGGCUUCAAGACGAGGACCAAGUCCAGCAAAUUCUCAACCAUGUCAAAAUCUCGCUCCGACGAACAGCACAAAUGGAGAGUAUGAAUGAUAGCGAAAUUAUCAGCUUACUAAGCGGAGAGGGUGGAGUUCAGAUCGAUGCGACUAUCUACUUGUUUGCGCCGAGCACUUCAGGCGAUCAAAAGGAUUCGUCAACGUCUGUCAGCGCUGCAGAAGGAGAAUUGUUGCAGUACUUGGGCAAAUGGACGAAUCUCAUACCUGUCAUUGGCCAAGCGGAUACACUGUCAGCUGAGGCGCUGGCCGCCCGUAAGACUGAAGUCUGCGAGAUACUGGACCGAUUGCAAGUACCACAAUUCGAGCUCACGGAAUCUCCAUCGAGUGGAGCACCGGCCGUUCUACCCCUUGGCGUCUCUUCUGCUCCUGGAGAUGAUUCAGAAGAGGUCGAUGCUAGCAUACUGAUGUCGUCUCAGUACCUUAGGCCGUUGGUGCCAAGCGAGCUGGGCCUGCUGGUAGACCGACUCUUUGAGCCUACCUGCCUUGCCCGCAUGCGUCACACAACUGCAUCCAAAUUCCUUGUUUGGCGACAGCAAAAUCUAGGAGAGCACGUUGAUCUGCAGAGACAGACUGCAUUGCAGUCACCCUCACUCGGAUUCCAUAGUCGUGUCACCAGCGCUGCGAGUCUGAUCGACGAUCCUAGCAAAGUGCUUGUCCCUCACUCAUCUUCCAGCUAUUAUAGGUCGGCCUCUCCUGCAAUCUCAGACUUCUCUGCGCAGUUUGGUCAGGGCACCGGUGCAUCAACACAAGCGCUCGCGCGAUACAACGAGCAAACACAAGCUCAGCAGCCUGCUGAACCCUUCCGUCAAGUACGGCUCGCGAAAUGGGCCCAAGAUCUUCAACGGAGCUUGCACAACGAACGACGUAAAUAUGAGCACAUGUAUACUUGCAACGUUCCAGCGUGGCCCGCGGGCGACAUCGAGAAGAAUGAGCAAGCGCUUGUUGCUACAAAAGAAGGAUAUCGAGCGUCGCGAGGUCGACUAGGUGGCGACAUUAGCGUUUUUGAUCCAAGCGAUCCUCUGGGAGUUCUUGCUCUUGGUCAAAAAUUGAGACAACGCGGCUUUGUCGUGCUGCAGAUCGUCAGCGGAGCUGGUAUCCUAGGGGCGGCGGCAUACUGGGUCAUAAGGAAUUGGCUGGAGGUGCAGGAAUUCCUUGGAUUGAGCGAGCCGGCUGGCAUGAUGCAUAGUACAGCGAUCCAUCCGCCCGCACCAGCAAGGACAGCACAUUGGCUAGAUGAGGAGUACCUUAAAGGCUUCUUCGGAUGGGGAAGAUGAGACGAAUGGCAAGUUGUGCAGCGUCGGCUCUUAUGAGCGGCUGAGGAGCGAGAAGCUUUUGAUGCGAGAGAUACCACACAUGAUUGAUUGAUGUAUGCCAGAUCCAACGAG
Molecule: messenger RNA, 2766 nt
Organism: Cercospora beticola
Lineage: Eukaryota; Fungi; Ascomycota; Dothideomycetes; Mycosphaerellales; Mycosphaerellaceae
Biological process (GO): cytoskeleton-dependent cytokinesis; intracellular protein localization
Cellular component (GO): septin ring; cell division site; septin complex
Molecular function (GO): GTPase activity; molecular adaptor activity; GTP binding
Source: RefSeq, a predicted model, not a curated record